AUGUCUAUUUUGCCCAGUGCCAAUGUACACCUGAAACACAAAAUCAGCCUAUUUGAUUUAAAACGUCGGCACGGCUCUCCUUUUAAGGCGUCACAAGAGUCUCUGAAUAUGAGCGCAGGGUCGAAGUCCAGUGCUUUAACCGCUGAUCAGUUUUAUCAAGAUAUAUCACAUAGAAAUCACGUCGUUAGGCGGGAGAAGAUCAUCAAAGAUGCUAUUCAUGGACACAUUAAAUUACCUGCCCUCUGUGUCCGAAUCAUUGACACGCCGCAGUUUCAGAGACUCAGGUUUCUGAAGCAGCUAGGUACGACCUCUUUCGUGUAUCCUGCGGCAUCUCACAACCGCUUCGAACACUGUCUCGGGACAUGUUAUCUGGCGGGGAAGAUGGUGAAUGCCCUUCGAAGCCGCCAGGAGGAACUCGAAAUAACUAAGGCGGACGUUUUGUGUGUUCAGAUCGCGGGCCUCUGCCAUGACCUCGGCCACGGCGCCUUCAGCCACGUCUUCGAGACGUUCAUGAAGGAAUCCGGGAAGAAGGAAUCCGGAAAGAGGUUCAAGCAUGAAGAGAUGUCCUGUAAGAUGUUCGACCACCUCCUCAGCGAGAACAACAUCAUGCAGGAUUUUAGAAGAGCAGGGCUGGACGAGAAAGACGUUCGGUUUAUCAAGGAUCUCAUCGUUGGAGCAAAGCCUUCAGUUGAAGAAAACGGGAGAACAGCAGCCAAGGCUUUCCUUUUCGAGAUCGUGAACAACAAGAGGACGGGCGCCGACGUGGACAAGUGGGACUACUUCCUCAGGGACUGCCACGGCCUCGGCAUCAACGUGACCUUCGAGUACGAGAGGCUGGUUCACUUCUCCAGGGCGGCCGAGGUCGAGGGCGAGUGGCAGAUCGUCUUCAAGGAGUCGGAGGCGGAGAACCUGUACGAGAUGAACCACGCCAGGAUGAUGCUGCACAAGAAGGCCUACCAGCACCGCGUCGUCAAGAUCAUCGACCGAAUGCUAGUGGACGCCCUUCUAGAGGCUGACAAGUAUGAGGACAGAAAUGGACAAAGCUUCAAGUUGAGCGAAGUGUGCAACGACUUGGCGGCCUACACUUACCUCACCGAUGACGUCAUGUACCAGAUUCUGCGGAUGCCUUCCGGGUCCCCUCAUCUCGAGAAAGCCAAGUUGAUCCUGCAAAACAUUCUUACAAGGAACUUAUACUCUUACGUCGGGGAAUUUACCGAGGCGGAUGUGAUCGAUGUGGAGAAGACAAAGCAGACACUCAUGAACACGUUCCCCGGCGCAGAGUGCCUGGAAAAGAGAGUCAAAUUUGGCAGCGAGAAUGGAAAUCCUUUGGCAAAGCAGCAUUUCUACCGCAGGGGAAAUAGGGGGGGAUUCAUAACUCUGAGGCCGGAACAGGUCUCUAGAAUGCUUCCAAGAGAGUUCGAGGAUGUCAAAUUUUACGUCAUUACAAAGGACUACAGGGCGGAACAAGAUACUUCGACGAAGAUAAAGAAGGAACAGAUCGCGGAGUUUCUCGAGAAAGAAAAAAUGGAAAAGAAAGAAAAAAUGGAAAAGGAAGAAAAAUGGAAAAGUAAGAAAAAAUGGAAAAGUAAGAAAGAAUGAUGAGACACUAAAUUCCCUUAUUCGUGGAAAGAAAAUACGUUUAGUAUAGAUCCCCGAUGUCUAUUUUGCCCAGUGCCAAUGUACACCUGAAACACAAAAUCAGCCUAUUUGAUUAAAGUAUUUCUGUGGAAUUCUUUAUAUUUCUAUUACAAUAUAUACAUUAUGUGUGGAUAUGAGUGCUUGUAGGUCCACUUGUAGGCUUACAGUAGUUUAGGUUUGUGUAAUAAUUCAUUCUCUCUCUCUCUCUCUCCCUCUCUUUCUAUACACACACACAGACACACACACACACACACACAUAUAUAUAUAUGGGCACUGAAUCAUAGAUCCUCUUGAUUAAACAAUAAAUAUAU
Molecule: messenger RNA, 1949 nt
Organism: Penaeus indicus
Lineage: Eukaryota; Metazoa; Arthropoda; Malacostraca; Decapoda; Penaeidae
Product: deoxynucleoside triphosphate triphosphohydrolase SAMHD1-like
Exons: 14
Coding region: 1-1599 (532 amino acids)
Biological process (GO): dGTP catabolic process
Cellular component (GO): nucleus
Molecular function (GO): dGTPase activity
Source: RefSeq, a predicted model, not a curated record